Cynara cardunculus var. scolymus (artichoke) is the source of this 758-nucleotide messenger RNA. RefSeq names its product protein HOTHEAD-like. The transcript is spliced from 2 exons. The annotation marks the transcript as partial. Gene Ontology annotation, molecular function: oxidoreductase activity, acting on CH-OH group of donors; flavin adenine dinucleotide binding. Lineage: Eukaryota; Viridiplantae; Streptophyta; Magnoliopsida; Asterales; Asteraceae. The record is from RefSeq and is a predicted model, not a curated record.
CAGGAGAAUCAACCCCAGUGGCUUUUGGAGUUGCCUUUGAGGAUAAAUUUGGGAAUAUGCAUUGGGCAUUUCUAAAUGGCGGAGAGAGUGAUGAAAUCAUAUUGUCUGCAGGAGCUCUUGGUAGCCCACAACUUUUGAUGUUGAGUGGCAUAGGACCAAGAGAGCAACUCGAAGCACUUAAGAUCAAAGUUGUGCUUGACCAACCUUUAGUUGGUAAGAACAUGUCGGAUAACCCCCUCAACGGAUUUUUUGUCCCGGCUCUCGUUGACGUUGAAGCAUCCUUAGUCCAAAAUGUUGGUAUUACUGACUUUGGUAGCUACAUCGAAGAAUCCGGGGGCRUUAAUUUWCUCUUMGCAGAUAUUUCARCAUAUCUGGGCUAUGACUAUCGGGCUAUUGAAACAGAAGCGUUCGCGAACUACAAGUAUCCCAAUAUGACGACCCAAGAUAUUCUCGAUCUUAACGCAAGACUACCAUAUAACCAGAAUCCAAACAAUCUAACAUUUUCGACCUUCGAACAAUAUUGCAAGGACAGUGUAAYGACUAURUGGCAUUAUCAUGGUGGGUGUCAAGUUGGCAGAGUUAUUGACAAUGAAUAUAAGGUWAUUGGUGUCGAAGGUCUUCGAGUCAUGGAUGGAUCCACUUUCCUCAACUCUCCAGGAACUAAUCCGCAAGCUAGCCUCAUGAUGCUCGGAAGGUACAUGGGAGUUACGAUGCUAGCACAAAGAUUUGCAGUCGAGAAGGCAUAUGCCGAUAUGUGA